UUACUGUCAUAAAGUGACAGUUUUUUUAACCGCAAUAAUUUGGUUUGGCUUGUUUUGAGGUUAUAACUCGUUUUCAAUGAAUAUUUGUGUAUUUUCCUAUGUAAAUAAUAAACUGUGACUAUGUUUCCAUUACGGAAUAAACUAUGCUUAGCUCUUAUACUUUACCUUUACUUUAACUCUUGUGAUGGUGCCAAAAUUAACACGCCAAGAGUGUUACUACCAUGGUUCCCGAAUUUGUACGUUAAUUUCACGUUUGAAAUAAAUGAAGGUGGUUGUUAUACCUGGAGUUUGUCUCGCGAUGACAUCAUCGAUAUUGAGCCUCUUUACGAAGAUUCGUGGGGUCAUUGUUCACGGGCGGCACGCGUGUCGGUCUCCAAGACAUGCGUGCCCCCCGGCUCGGUCAUCAUCCUGGCCGAAGAGACCAACACAGGGGAGGUGCUGCGCGGUGAUGUUGAUAUAGAUGUGAUCAGCUCCUUGAAAGUCAUGAGCACAACAUGGAAGCUCUAUUUGGAGGAGGCACCUGAAGCUUUUGAAGUGGUGGCUUAUGAUGAUCAGGGUAAUACUUUCUCAACAUUGGAAGGUCUUAGUUUUAAGUGGACUAUUGAGAAUACUGGUAAACAUGUUGGAGAGGAGCCCUUGGUCAUGCUGGUGAAGUGGAGUGACACAGACUAUGAAGCCCCACAAGGAGUGACGGAGCUGGAGAGUAAAGGCUUCAGGUCAUACACAACCCUGCUUUAUGGACAGGCAAUGGGUGAGUGCCGAGUGCAUGUUUGCCUCGAGGAUGUCUGCACUGACUUCAACCUGCAUGUGGUGGCCAGUGUGGUGCUAACCCCUGCAGUCGCCACCAUCGCUCCUGGGGACACCUUGCGCUAUAGGGUUGUACGAGCAAAAGCAGGCCGCCUGACUGUUCAAGACGUAGCCGACACUCUAUACAACAUCAAAUUACCUUCCACCUCCAUCGCCUCCCUUGAAGACACCAUCAGCCUGGUCCGAGGCAGCGCUCUAGGAACCACUCAAGUCAUGCUCUACUCUGGAGUCACUGAAGUCGCAUCAGCAGUCUUAGUUGUGGCCGAGCCUCAUAGCAUAAGAGUGACGCUACGACCGUCGAAUCUAGUGAUCAGUGGGGAAGUUUUCACCAUACACUGUGUGGUGUUAGACAAGGAUGGACAUAUGUUCACGGCUGGUGAUGAGAUGCUGAUCCGAUUGACGGUCGGCGGCGAAGCUAAUGUGGACUUGUUGAGGUCUACGGAGAAUGGGACGAUUACGGAGGCGGUGGCCCGAAAUGCUGGCCCGCUAUUGGUCAACGCUAAACUGUUUUCUGUGGCUGGGAAGUCUUUGUCGCGUAAGGUGGAAGGUCACGUGUCCGGUGUAGCAGUCGAACCUCUAGCGGUCGUUCCCCCAGAAAUAUAUGUUGCUUGGACAGAAGCCACACAAGACGUAGCCCUCAAACACCGCGGGGGAGGCGACGAGGCAGUGAGUUGGAGCGAGAGCGACGAGCAGACAACACAGCACGCUCUGUCUCUGUCUAACGACGGGCUGGUGACCGUGCGCGGUGUCGGCCAUAUUGGAGUCAAAGUGCACUUGAAGCAGUACCCUUAUGUGAAGGCUUAUGGACGGGUAUUAUCAGCAGUAGCAGAAUACAUGCAGGUGUCGGGCUCGGGGCGCGCGCGCGUCGCCGCCCCCCACCCCCUGCACGUGGCGCUCACCGGCACGCACCCCGAGACAGGGGAGCUGUUCAACUUUCACAGAUGUGAUUGCGCCUCCUUCUCGGUGACGUUACUGGAGGGUCCCGAGCCACAGAAUGUGACCGCCGCCACUUGGAUCCAGCCAGUUGAGGGCGCGUGCUGCGUGCUGCAGGUGUCGUUCAGCGCGCGCGGCGUGUCUGUGGCGCGGGUGUGGCGCGGCCGCUCGGGCGACACGGCGCGCGUGGUGGUGCGCGAGGCGCCGAGUGUCGUGUGGCCCGUACGAGCCGCCAUGCUGGUUGGCGCUAGUUUACCGGUGCUAGCCCAAGGGGAGUCGCUAGUCGCUCAAUCUAACGACCACCGCACCGCAGACUUGAUGUACAGAGACGGGAUGCCUCCGCACCGACACCCCGACUUGCAGCUGUUCACUGUCAAGUGCCAGAAGAAAGGCGAGACGAAGGUGUCAAUAAGCUCUCAAGUGGAGGAUGAAGAGUCAGCGGUUCUAGAGACGGUUUGCGCCGCGCAGGUCGCCAAGAUACGUCUCGAGCCUGUGCCUAGCGGGAACUGCUCCGGGGGACCCAGAUUAUGGCUUCGUCCAGGACAAGAAGCGAAGCUGAAAGUAUCGCUCUUUGACGCGGUAGGCCGAGAGUUGUUAGACGAAAGGGGACCGAAAGUGUCAUGGGAACUUAGCCCUACACACGUCGCCAUAGAGUACAGAGCCGUCGACAGAUUGCUCAUUGAAACGCACCCGGAAUAUGCCCCCGUUCCAGUGCCUUUGAGUUAUUAUCAGAUAGCGGUGGCGAGUGAGCAAGCGGUGGGGUGGUCGGGUACCCUGAAGGCGUCCAUUCCCGACGCCACAGCCAGCAUUCAGGCCAAAGUUGUUGCGCCACUGAUGAGCGAUUCACUCAAGGUGAACCUAGCGUUCGAAGGCGAGACAGUCACAAACAUAGCCACAAUAACCGGCGGCAGCGGGCGCUACGCCGCCGCCGCGCCCACCGGCGUCACGGCCCGAGUGGAUGCGGGGAAACUGCACGCGACUGUACCCGGCCCGGGGACGUAUGAUAUUGUUGUCAGCGAUCUGUGCGUGCCUGAGGAGAAGGUUUAUAUUGAGGUGAACAUAGAAGAGAUCCUGAGCGUGGAAGUGUCGGCGCCGCGAGCAGUCUGCGUCGGCAGCUGCGUGCCAAUAACAGCCCUCGUCAAAGGCACAUCACACCGCUACCUGCGCACGUCACCCACAACGGAAUGGCGGGCGAGCGGUGACGUCAUCAUCAAGGGCGACAAGGCGUGCGGGGUGCGCGAGGGCGCGGGGAGGGUCGCCGCCGGACAAGCCAACGUGUGGAGCGAACAGAUUGAGAUGCUGGUAUUCCCUCCGCUGGGCAUCCUGCCCUCGCCGCUAGUGGUGGCGGUGGGCGGGCGCGUGCAGACGCGGCGGCUGGGCGGGCCGCCCGCCCAUCUCGCCACCUUCCACUAUGACGUCACACAGGACCAGCAUGUCAAGGUUUCACCAUCCGGCGUAGUCCACGGAUUGAGCAUCGGGACAGCUAAGAUAGUGUUGACCGCGAGGGACAUCAACAACAUCGACAUGACCAGUGCUGAAGCUGUGGUCGAGGUGGUAGCAAUAUCAUCGCUCCGCGUGCUAGCCUGUUCAGACCGCCUAUUAGUCGGCGCUCCCUGCCCGCUGCGAGUGUCGGCCGAGGCGGGCGGCGCGGCGCUCAGCGGGCUGCGGCCGCCGCCCGCCCUAGCCUGCACGCUCGCGCCCGCCGCCCACGCCACGCUGCAUCUUACACAUAGAGACGAUCAUAUCGAGCGAUCUGCAGCGGAGGGGCUGACGAUGCGUGUAGUGGCACUGAAGCCGGGACUCAUCACCAUCAACUGUCGGGUGCGGAAUAUGGGACAGUGGUCGGAAACCCGAAUAUGGGACAGCACAAUCGAAAUCCUCGCCAUAUCCGAGAUCUCAGCCGCAGUCGAAGGAUCACCACAAAGCCUGGCGCCAGGGGACCGUAUUGACGUAGCAGUAGGGUCGACAAUCCGACUGAAGGCCACACCGAGGAGUGAAUGGAGUGCUUAUAAUAACGAAGGGGUGUUUGAACUGUCUCCGAGCGGGGAGCUGAGAGCUUUGCAGCCAGGGUUUGGAAUAGCAGUCGCGCAGAAUCGAGACGAAAGGAAUGAUAUUAAUCGGCAGCAGGUGAUCCAAGUGCAAGUAUCCGUCCCGCACUACUCGACCGCGCAACCGUCCACCUCGGACGACGAACAUGCGAUACGCGUCGUGUUACGCGACUCUGUCGGACGCGAGCUGCUGGCUCCUGACGCCAAUGUGUCUGUCUACCCGCCUGUUGGGAUAGUGAAGCGAGCUCAACAUAGUGCCCUCGGAAGUGAAAUAAUCCUCACAAACGUAGAAGCCGGCGGCACGUAUAUGACGUUCGAGAGCUCCGUCAGCGGAGUCACGGUGAAGGACGAGGUGUGGGUCGCCGGCCCGGACCAGCAGACUGAACGGAUUGUUGCAUCAGUAGGCUCAGUAAUCUGCCUAGAAGGAGCCGGGUGGCGCGGGCCCGCUUCAGCCGGAGUCCUACCGGGGUCCGCAGUCAGUGCAUCCGUACCUCGGGCCAGCGGAGUGAUGGCUCUGAGGGCUGAUAGACCCUCGCGAGCGGUUAGCUUGAGGGUUGUGCCGGCUAAUCUGGAGUUCCAGCCUGGCGAUUGGCCUUCAACCCUAGUGCCGCUGACCACCCGCGCGCAAGGCCUAUCUCCAGACCUGCUAGUGUGUACUGAACAACAGCGGCUAUCGGCCGAGGAGCUAACUCCAGAGCUACCGAUCACGUGUCGCACGCACGCGCCGCACACCGCUGAGCCUAUCGUUGAUUUUGUUAAAGGACAAGUCGGCUGCACCAUAAUCCCCGGAUUCCCAAUUCUCGACGCCGCAGACGUCGAACUAUGCGCAGAAUCGGGCGCCGCAAAAACGUGCACCCGAGUCACUCUACUACCGCAAAUAUCCGUCUCCACGCACAAAGUAUCGCUACUGAACCCUCCAACAGAGUUUUCUAUCUCUGGGCACCCGCGCGCGUUGAAACAUGUGAAAGUAACGCCAUCUCCCGGCCUGAAGCUUGAAACUACUGCACAAUCGGGAGAUAUAAGAGUGGAAGUGAAAAGUGAGGAUUUAACCUGCGGCUUCGGGUGGGUGAAUGUGGUCUCUAAGCUGACGGGACAAGAGUUACGGGUGGAGGUGGAGAAAGAGUGCGACGUGGCGUGCGGGACACUGCUAGGCGCCCUGUUUUCGCUGAUCAAGCCGUAUCUGUCAACGCUGGUCACCAUUGGAUUGGUGUUUGCAACUUAUUUGUUUAUCCAAUCAAAAUUGGAGAGAAAAGCGACGAUAAAGAUGCCCAUGCCGCCCAGCCAAUCAGUGUUGCCGCCAGCCAACACGUCGACGCCUCUCCACCAAUCAACGUGGUCGAGAAGCCCCUACGCAAGCGGCCCGGCGGCGCCCAUAUACGGCGAUGCCAGUAUGCUACCCGAUAGCAGUUUCUCUCCUACCAACUCAAGAACAAAUUCCAGAUUCUUGUAGCGACUCUUUUCGUGAUAAAUAUGACUUUUUGUCUAUUCGUUAUGGACAAAACAGUGUUGUGUUAGGUUAAUCGAAGUUCAAAGUGUUAGUUAAUAACGGUUCAAGGAACUUUUGUGUGUGUUUUUGUUAAUGUUCAUUUUCAUUGUUGCUAGUAGGUAUAAGUAAGGGACAUAAAGUGAUACUAACGUUAUCAAGUUUGGACAUAAGGUUAGGCUUUGUCUUAAAUUCUUUCUAAUAAUUAUAAUGUUGACCUACUGAUAAAAUACUUAUGGACUCAAUUUAAAUCUUCAUUUGUUUAUAGCGUCUUUCACCAUUUCGCGGAAGUCUAUAAAGAGUAUUAAUUGCAUUUUUCAUUUGACGAUGUAACUUUUACUAAUUAUUCUAGUCCAUAAUCCUGAUCUUAAUAUAAUAAGUAGGUACUUAUUAAUACUUCCGUGCUUUGUUAAUAAAUAAACUGUGUAUAAGGAAAAGCAUAUACCAUUUUAAAAAAGCUAAGUUUCUUUUUUGCAUUAGAUUUUAAUCGCGAGUAGGUACAUAAGUGCUUAUUC
Plutella xylostella (diamondback moth) is the source of this 5786-nucleotide messenger RNA. RefSeq names its product nucleoporin 210 (gene Gp210). Lineage: Eukaryota; Metazoa; Arthropoda; Insecta; Lepidoptera; Plutellidae. The record is from RefSeq and is a predicted model, not a curated record. Gene Ontology annotation, cellular component: nuclear pore.